AUGACUCGUCGCCUCCGUCAACCAGAACCAGUCCGUCGCGCCUUCACGACACCCAUCCCAGCCAACCAUGAUGGGGGUCGUCGGUCUGGCUCACUGCGGCCCCUGGCCAGGGACCAGGCCGAGGCCGAUGCCACGACCGUUGCCUCUGAGGAGGCUGAAGACGACGACGGGGCUUCGGCCCAGGGGGAUUGGCAAGCCCCUGAAGACUAUUUGUCUUCAGGUGGCGAGGAGGAGGAGGACGACGACGACGAGGGCGGGCGCGUCAAUCUUGAUGAGAUUGACGCCCCGGUUGCGGAACAGCUCCGCGCCGGGCUCGCUCACUUGAGCGAGGUCCGUGUCGAGAUCGACGUCCUCGACGGCGAUCUCCCUAUCGGCGCCGCCAGGGGCAACCACGCGGCCGUCCGUGCCCGCACGGAUCUCGUUCUUGCAGAGGGCGAGAUCCGGGGUGCGAUCGGUUCGCUGUGGAGGUCGCUCCUGGAGGCGAGGGAGAUCGCCGUCGAUGCCGAAGCCGGCAUUCGGCGGCUCCAAGACGAGGUCGCCCGCCUCGCAACCGACGUCCUCGAGUCCCGACUCGAAGCCGCUCUCGCAAGGGAGCGUGCAGUCUCCAGUGAGGCUCUCCUUGAGAGGGCUCAGUUGGAGAUCGCCGCCCUGCGCGAGAGACUUCGAGAGCGGGAGCUCUGA
Molecule: messenger RNA, 681 nt
Organism: Cladophialophora psammophila CBS 110553
Lineage: Eukaryota; Fungi; Ascomycota; Eurotiomycetes; Chaetothyriales; Herpotrichiellaceae
Exons: 1
Coding region: 1-681 (226 amino acids)
Source: RefSeq, a predicted model, not a curated record